AAUAGUUUCCACGUUUAAUAAAUUCUGUGCUCGGUGCGGUGUGAAAUUUGUUCCGCUAUAACCUGCUAACAAUAGCUUUGAAUAUCGUUUGAAGAUGCCACCGAAGAAGCUAGUCGAAGUGGAGGCAAAGCCGCUGAUUGGUCGCAUCGGAACAAAUCUUCGUAUAGGCAUAGUCGGAGUGCCGAAUGUUGGCAAAUCAACGUUCUUUAACGUUCUCACGAAAAGUGCAGCACCGGCCGAGAACUUCCCGUUCUGCACUAUUGAUCCGAAUGAAAACAGAGUUUCGGUACCCGACGCUCGGUAUGAUUACCUUUGCGAAUACCACAAACCAGCUAGCAAGGUUCCAGCCUACCUGAAUGUGGUCGACAUAGCUGGUCUAGUGAAGGGUGCGGCCGAGGGGCAGGGCCUGGGCAACGCUUUUCUGUCGCAUAUCAGCGCCUGCGAUGCCAUUUUUCAUCUUUGCCGUGCAUUCGAUGAUUCGGACGUGACGCACGUCGAGGGAGAGGUAGACCCGGUACGCGAUCUUUCCAUCAUCAGCGAAGAACUGCGACUGAAAGAUGAGGAAAAGCUGCUGCAGAACCUUGACAAGCUCGAGAAGCUGGUCACGCGUGGCGGUGACAAAAAGAGCAAACCGGAAUACGAGACACUGGUAAAGAUCAAGGAAGUGCUGGUGGAUGAAAAGAAGCAUAUACGCUUUGCCGACUGGUCCGCGCACGAUAUUGAGGUGCUGAACAAAUAUCUUUUCCUUACAUCGAAACCGUGCAUUUAUCUGGUGAACCUGUCGGACAAGGAUUUCAUCCGAAAGAAGAACAAGUGGUUACUAAAGAUCAAGGAAUGGGUAGACAAGCAUGACCCGGGUGCUCCGAUCAUCCCGUUUUCCGGUGCGUUCGAGCACCAAUUGGCUGAAUUGGAGACCAACGCAGAGCGCACGAAGUAUGAAGAGGAGCGCAAAUGCAAUUCGGUGCUAGACAAGAUCAUUACCACCGGCUACAAGGCACUGCAGCUGGAGUAUUUCUUUACUGCCGGACCGGAUGAGGUAAAAGCAUGGACAAUUCAGCGAGGUACGAAGGCUCCACAGGCGGCUGGACGAAUCCAUACUGAUUUCGAGAAGGGCUUCAUUAUGGCCGAAGUGAUGCACUUCACCGAUUUCAAGGAGGAGGGUAGUGAGGUCGCAGCAAAGUCCGCCGGAAAGUAUCGGCAGCAAGGUCGUAACUAUGUCGUCGAGGAUGGAGAUAUCAUUUUCUUCAAGUUCAAUGCUGGCGCAGGACUGAAAGAUGCGAAGAAAAAGUGAUACCAUCGGGCGGCCACCACUAUUAUCGUUGUCUUUCUAUACAUCAAUAUGAUCUUCUACGCUCAUAUGUUCCUGCCGCAGCUCAGCUAAACACUAUCUCAUCGAUUGUCAUGCAUGAAAUUAGUAAGUUUGGUAAUCAGAAUUGAGAACUAUUGAAAAUACAUA
This is a messenger RNA of Anopheles cruzii, 1456 nucleotides long. RefSeq names its product obg-like ATPase 1. Gene Ontology annotation, molecular function: ATP hydrolysis activity; ATP binding; GTP binding. Gene Ontology annotation, cellular component: cytoplasm. Bases 95 to 1291 code for a protein of 398 amino acids. The record is from RefSeq and is a predicted model, not a curated record. The transcript is spliced from 6 exons. NCBI's taxonomy places the organism in Eukaryota, Metazoa, Arthropoda, Insecta, Diptera, Culicidae.